AGGCAGGGGUGUAUUUACCACAAGGCAAACAAGGCAGUUGCAUAGGCAGCAUUUUUCAGGGGGGCGGUGCCAUCCCCUGAAAGAAUGAAAGGAAGAAGGGACACACACAGCACGGGGACCAGGUGGGAUCUCAGAGAGGCUGUGGGUUGCUUGAUGGUGUAUUCAGAGCCUGACUCUUGUUCCCAGGGAGCUGUGAGGGUUAGUGUAUUAUCUCUUGCCGGGGCGGGGGGGAGGUUGCCAGUGUAUGGGGGUAGUGGAAAGCUCUCUCGGGUGGGGGCU
This is a messenger RNA of Staurois parvus, 279 nucleotides long. NCBI's taxonomy places the organism in Eukaryota, Metazoa, Chordata, Amphibia, Anura, Ranidae. The record is from the annotation of a GenBank genome assembly.